Aphis gossypii (cotton aphid) is the source of this 650-nucleotide messenger RNA. RefSeq lists its product as uncharacterized. Lineage: Eukaryota; Metazoa; Arthropoda; Insecta; Hemiptera; Aphididae. The transcript has 4 exons. The coding region runs from base 124 to 609 and encodes 161 amino acids. The record is from RefSeq and is a predicted model, not a curated record.
UACUAUCAGUUUUUACGUAGUUGCCGCCUUGAUACGUCGUGGUUAUUUAAAUAUAUCUUUCUAAAGAUCUAUUUUGAUUUUUAUAAGUCACUGUUGUCUGUUUGUUUCGAACAAUCACUAUUGAUGAGUACGAUGACUUCAAGGACCCAAAUGGAAUUGGAAGAAGACAAGUUUAAAUGGAACGUUGGAGUAAAUUUCCUGAACAUAAUAUCUGUACUGUUCAACAAUUGGCCAGAAAUGAGAUCCGUUGUUGAUGGUCUCCCAGAAUUUCAACGCAAGACUUUGAAUAAUGAUAUAAGGAAAUUAAUUAAGAACGUAUUCGACUGUAUUUUGAUAUAUGGUAAAGAUUGUAAUGAAAAACUAACGGAUCAAAUCAUAAAAGGUAUGAAUGAUGACUUUCAUUUGAUAAUUGAAGAUUUUUCUGCCAAGGAGAUAAGUGCAUAUAUUUUAUAUAUGUAUGCUAAAUGGUUUUAUGCAGAAGAUUUUACGGAAAACCGCCUACAAGUUAUAGCAGAAAUCAAGAAUUUUUCAAAACCAGAUCCUAUUGUAGAAUUUGAAGAUCUUCCAAGUUAUAAAAUAGCCUCAGAAACUGAAGAGAUUAUGGUUUAAAAUUAAUGUUUGCAUUAAUAAAAACUUAGUAUUAAUCAUUA